Messenger RNA from Rhodamnia argentea, 3685 nucleotides. RefSeq names its product protein gar2. The record is from RefSeq and is a predicted model, not a curated record. Bases 238 to 2604 code for a protein of 788 amino acids. Gene Ontology annotation, molecular function: mRNA binding. NCBI's taxonomy places the organism in Eukaryota, Viridiplantae, Streptophyta, Magnoliopsida, Myrtales, Myrtaceae. Gene Ontology annotation, cellular component: nucleus. The transcript has 12 exons.
UCCUUUCCACCGUAUAAAUCCGCAGCUAGGGUUUCACCGUCUCUGGCUCACCUCUCGCUCUCUCUCGCUCUCUCGCACUUGUCUGCACCUAUUUCCCUCCUCAAUUGACCCGAUUCGGGUUCCUUAGCUCGCAAGUUCUCGAACCCUAGCAAAGUGAUCGCUUUUUAGCUCAAUUUGGGUUUCGUUCCGCGGUUUCUGAGCUAUCGAGGCUUUUUCGAUCGCCCGAAAUUCGAAGCGAUGCCUCCUCGAACGGUGAAGCGGGGCGGAGCGGCGUCGGGGCACAAGCGGACGCCGAGAUCCUCCAAGAAGGCGCAAAGCCAGCAGGAUGCUCCGGUGGAGGAGCCGGUGAAGGUUGAGGAAGUGAAGGAGGAGGUCGUCGUCGUGGAAGAGGACAGUUCGGUCCUCGAGAAGAAGCCCGAGGUCGAGGAGAAGCCGCUCGUUGCGGAGCCGGUUGUCGAGGAAAGGGGCGAGCCAGAGGUUGCUCGGGCGAACGGUUCAGUUCCGCUGAUGAAAGAAGAUGAGGUGAAGGAGUCGGUUGAUGAGUAUGGGAAAGACGAACGGCUGGAUCUGGAGGAUAAUGAUCCGGAAUAUGAGCCAGAAGAAUAUGAUGAUAAAGAGAUGGAACAGGAUGAUGUUCAUGAUAUGACAGUUGAAGGGGAGGAAGAACAUGAGGAGGAGCAUCUUAUCGAAGAGGAAGAAGGAGAUAUGAUGGAGGAGGAACUGGAGGAUGUUCAUGAAGAACUUGAGGGUGAAGAAGAUGAAGAUCAUCAGGAUGAGGAGUCAGAACAUCCGGAGACACUUGAUGCUGAAGAGGAUGAUCACCAUGAUGUUUUCAAAGAGAGGCGCAAACGCAAAGAGUUUGAAGUAUUUGUCGGAGGACUAGACAAGGAUGUGACUGAGGAUGAUCUGAUGAAAGUCUUCAGUGCAGUUGGUGAGGUAACAGAAGUGAGGCUGAUGAUGAACCCUCAGACGAGGAGGAACAAGGGAUUUGCUUUCCUACGCUUUGCGACUAUUGAACAAGCAAGACGAGCUGUCACGGAUCUUAGAAAUCCAGUGAUUAAAGGAAAACAAUGUGGGGUUACUCCAAGUCAAGACAGUGAUACCCUAUUUCUUGGUAACAUAUGUAAAACCUGGACAAAGGAAGCUUUGAAAGAGAAGUUGAAACAUUAUGGUGUGGAGAACGUUGAGGAUGUGACAUUAGUUGACGAUGGUAACAAUGAAGGGAUGAACCGAGGCUUUGCCUUUCUGGAGUUUUCAUCUCGUUCUGAAGCCAUGGAUGCGUUUAAAAGACUUCAGAAAAGAGAUGUUCUAUUUGGAGUUGAUAGGCCUGCCAAGGUCUCUUUUGCUGAUUCAUUUAUUGAUCCUGGGGAUGAAAUAAUGGCACAGGUUAAGACUGUAUUUGUGGAUGGUCUGCCAGCUUCAUGGGAUGAGGAUCGUGUGCGGGAGCUGUUGAAGAAGUAUGGUGAUGUUGAAAAGGUUGAGCUUGCUAGGAAUAUGCCAUCUGCUAAGAGACGGGACUUUGGUUUUGUUACCUUUGACACCCAUGACGCGGCAGUGACAUGUGCUAAAAGCAUCAAUAAUUCUGAGUUGGGUGAAGGUGAUAGUAAGGCCAAAGUUAGGGCCAGAUUGUCAAGACCUCUUCAGAGAGGCAAAGGAAAAUAUUCAAGUCGUGGGGAUAUGCGUUCUGCACGUGUGGCUGGUCGAUCUUCCCGAGGAUCAUGGAGUCGUCCAGCUGUACGCAGCUUCCCUGCACGUGGCAUAAGGGGCACUGUAGGUCGGAUUCCGUCAGCCAGCUUGAAGAGGCCUGUUGCUAUGAGAGAGAGACGUCCUGUGAUGGCCGUGCCACCAAGAGCCAGGCCAUUGCCUCCUCCAACUAGGUCUUAUGAUAGGAGGCCACCUGUUCCUUCAUAUUCAAGAAAUAGCUUGAAGAGGGAAUACAGUCGAAGAGAGGAGCUUCCCCCUCCAAGGAGCAGAGUACCUGCAGAUUAUGGUUCCAGAAUUAUGCCCGAGAGACGUGUGGCAUACAGAGAUGAUUAUCCUGUACGUGAAUCUGGUUACACUGACCUGCAUAGAAGUACAUCCCGCCCUGCUGCAAGGAGGGAUUAUCCUGACGAGAGCUACGGACAAAGGUUUGAAAGACAUCCAAGCUAUCGGGAAGCACGUGCACGUGAUUAUGAAUCUAUUUCAGGGUCAAAACGCCCAUAUUCUGCAGUGGAUGAUGUGCCUCCGCGUUAUGCUGAUCCGGGUGUCCGCCAAUCCAGGGCAAGGCUGGACUAUGAACUUGGUGGCAUUAGUAGCCACUACGGCGAUACCUACAGUGACAGACAUGGGAGAUCUAGUAUGGGUUAUGGUGGCAGUAGGAGUUCUAUGUCCAGUAUGUCCAGUCAAGAUUCACAUGGAUACUAUGGGAGUCGUCAUCAAAGUAUGGGUUAUGGAGGUUCUUAUGGUAGCAGCGAUGCUGGAGGAAUGUACUCAUCAAGCUAUAGCGAGUAUAUGUCUCGAGGAAAUAAUGUUGGUGGCAGCUCUUACUCUUCAAUGUACUCAAGCCGCAGUGGAGGAGGCAACAAUUACAUGGGUCCCGGUAGUUCUGGUUCAUACUACUGAGAGGUUUACUAGUGAAUUUUCAAGAGUGAGGUUACUAGUGAAUUUAUCUAUGGAACAGAUUUGACCUUUCAAAGAGGCUGGUCUUGUGUGGAUCUUUGGAAGCUAGCAUAAUGAUGCCUAUAAAUGUGGAAGAGAAUUCAGGCCUCGUCAUUAUUGGGAUUCUAGCUUGAUGUUCGUGCUUCAGUAUUUCAAACAGGCUGUGGUGAUCAUCCCUAGAGGCCAAUGCCAUGCUUAUUCUACAGUGGAGACAAUUUGAGUUAUUUAGGACAUCAAGAUCGUUUCUUAUUUGUAUUAUUACAUCUUUCAUGUUCUGAAAGUGUUCCCUUUGGAGGAGACUGUUGGGGGAUGUUGUGCAUCAGCUUUUCUAUUGGACGGAGCAAAGGAGUUCUACUGCUUUUUAAAGGUUCAGAAUGUGAUGGUUAUCUUUGGUGAUGCCUGAAGAAAAUUAAUGAGCAUAAUUAAAGCAGUCAAAUAUAUCAUAAGCUAUGGCUCAUGGCCCAUCACCACUUCCCUGUUUCCCUAAUAAGAACAAUUCAACCCUUGGCCUGAAAGUUAAGAGAAUGACUGAGGCUUCAGAAGAAAACUGCCUCAGUGUGCAUGUUGGUAUUCGAAUCCAUUUUCUCGGUAGUGGUAAAGAUCACAAGAAGAAAUGCGACAUAACAGGAGAAUCCCUUGACGAUACAUUAUUUUUGUCCCAUUACUGGCCUUUAGUUUUAUGGUAUUUCUCUUAGGAGGGUAACUCCUGUCGGCUAUACGCAGGAAGAAAGCUCUGAUUGCACUUGAAUCUUCUUUAUCACAACCAAUGAGCUUACUUUAUAAGCUGAAAGUCAGAUUCUCAAAGUCAUGGACAUAUUGUCGUUGCUGCUGUGGUAUAACUUUGUGAGAGCAAAAAGUAUCAUGGGCUUCACAUCUUUCCUACAUUGUUUGAUUGCUGCUGAUGGGAAGCCCUAUACAGCAGAUUUAUUUAGGAGCAACAUAAUUGUUGGGUGUGUUAUUGCUAGCUGGCUUGUUUAUUCGGUGACUGAGAAACUUGUUGGAACAGUGAAACUGCAGUUGUAAUGCGAUACAGAUUUGAUGCCGU